GCUGUUGGUCGCGAGGUGCCGCCGCCGCGAGCAGCGGCGGCGGCCAACGGCCGACGUCACGACGGUGGCGGACACCCGUUCCCUACCGCGGCGGGCGCGCCGCCGCCGGCGGCGGCGGCGGCGGCUGAGGAGGAGAUGGUCCUUGACCUGACGGAGGGCGAGCCGGCGGCGGUUGGAGGGCCGACGAGUGUGGCGGAGGGGCAAGAGGCCGAGCUCCAGAAGAUCUUGGCUGACUACCCGUUCCGGUACCCGUACCCUGCCGGCCUCCCGCCGCCGGCUGGAUGGAUGGUGUACGAGGGGAUCGUGUUCCCGUCGGAUGUUGACAUCGAGUCCAUGUGGCAGGAGGACCUGCAGCAGCAACCCAUGGUGACGGAUAUCGUGGUCUUCCGCAGGUUCUACCUGGUUAUCAAAGCCAAGGAGUACAUCAACAACCCCGACAACGGUCUGAGCCUCUCGGACGUGCCGCCGGCAGCGCUGAAGGACGCUGACGUCGCCGUCGCUGGCGGCGGCGGCGGCGCCAGGCAACGCCCGUACGGUCUGCCGUAUGCCGUGCCCGCCGCCGACGGCGUCGCACAGGAAGUCCCGGAGCCGCCGGCGGCGCCUGACGGCAGUGUUGCGAUCGGACCGGCCGACUCCCCCCUCGCAGGCUACAAUCCCAACCAGGGGCCCUUCGCUCCGGGGCCGACCCAUGGGCCGGUGCUGGGACAUGGGCCGCCCGGCCCGGCGGGCUUUCCGUACGGCGGCCCGCUGCCACCGGGCCCCAUUGGCCGGCCGCCCUUCCAGAUGCCGCCGCCGCCAAUGCCGGGCCUGGGCGCCUUCCCGCCAGGCAUGCCGCCACCGCCGUUCCGGCCCGGGAUGCCAUUCGGCAUGCCGCCGCCGCCAAUGCCGGGCGUGUCGCUCGGCAUGCCGCCAGUCGUCGCAGCCGCCGCGCAGCCGCCGCCGCCACUGGCGGCGGCGGCGGCGCCCCAUGCCGACGAGGAGGAGGAAGAAGACACGGACGACCUACUCGGUCUGCUGGGGGUGCAGUCGUCGCAGCCUGCAAGGCCCGCAGUGGCAGCGGUGCAAGUGCCGCCACCGCUGUACCCUCCGUACACAAUGGUACCGCCAGUAGCGUACGGUGGCUACACGCCACCGGUGCCGUACGGCGCGCCGCCGCCGCCGGCACACGACGAGCCGCCGUCGCCGCCGCCGCUACUUGACGUGUCGGCGGAGGUGGAGGAGCUGCCGCCGCCGCCAGCAGCGGAGCCGUUCGCACCGCCGGCGCCGUCUGCGGCCCCAGCUGCUCCGGCGACCAUGUCUUGGGCUCAGCGGGCUGCAGCUGGGAAGGCCAAGCCUGCUGCUCCGCCGUCACGGGCAGGCGUCCGCCCAUCCCACGACGAGGACGAGGACGAGGAGCGUGCCGUACAGGCCGCGCUGCACAACUCCAUGCGGGACAACAUGAGCGCCGCCUUCCCGCCGCUAGCGGGGCAUCCGCCGCCGCCGGCAGCGGCAGCGGCAGGCCGGGGGCCCGCUCCGGCGGAGCUGGGCACGGGCGCCUCCACACCCAUGGCGGGCACUGGGCUGGUGAACCGCGUGGGCGAGUACAACUGCUUCCUCAACGUCAUCAUUCAGUGCCUCUGGCACUGCGCCGCCUUCCGCAAGAAGAUGGCGCACCACGCGCCUGAGGCCUUCCAGCCGCAGCACCCCGUGGUGGCGGCGCUGCUGCGGCUGCUGCGCGCGCUGGACUCGGCGGAUGUGGCGCGCCGGCAGCAGCAGCUCAUGAAGCUGUCGGUGGCGGCGGAGGGGGCGCCGGUGGCGGCGGCGGAACGCCAAGUGGUGGACCCCUCCGAGCUGCGAGUGGCGCUAGACGAGCUGGGCGUGCGGGCGGGCGAGAUGAACGACGCGUCCGAGGUGCUGGGGGCGCUCUUCGACUGCCUCAACCGCGCCCCGGGACUGGCAGCUGGGGACCCCGGCAGCGGCGCCGCAGCAGCAGCCGGCCGGCAGCAGCAGCAGCAGCCGCUGUCGGUGGUGGACAGCACCUUUGGGCUGCUGGUUUCGGAGGAGGUUCGCUGCACGCGCACGGGUUGCGGGCGCAUCACGCACAUCGUACCGCAGCACGUGGAGUACUUUGUCAUUGUGACCGCCACCGGGUUGCGUGAGAUGCCGGCGGCAAUUGACAUGGGCGGCGGCGGCGGUGGUGACGUCAGCAUGGGUCGGAUCAUCCGGGAGAUCGAGCUGCAACACAUCAAGCGCUGCGACACGGACCCGCCGCACCACGGCUGCAACACGCCCAACACCGUCACUCGCACGCUGCACAAUGUGCCCUCCGUCUUCACGGUUCAACUGGCCUGGGAGCCGGAUGUGCCGGCGGAGGCCAUCGCCGGCACGCUCGCGCGUGUGGACACGGUUCUGGCGCCGCAGGAGAUUUUUGCCAACGGUAACUGCCCGCCCGAGCUGCCGCGCUACGCGCUUCACGGCAUGUUCUGCUACUACGGCCAGCACUACUUUGCGUUCAUCAACCGCGGGGAGGUGCAGCCGGAGGGCGCGCAGGAGUGGGUGAUGUUUGACGACGCGACGGUGGCGGCGGUGGGCAGCUGGUCGCAGGUGAUUGCCAAGUGCCGCGCGGGGCGGAUCCAGCCGUCGGUGCUGUUUUACCAGGAGUGGAGGUAGAGGGGCGGCGGGCGGAUGGGGGCGGAGGGAGGAGAGGGAGGGAGGGAGGGAGUUGCAGGCGUGUGGUGCAGGCGUGCAGUGUGGGAGGAGAUGAUGUGAGAAGGGAAGGCGGAAGAGAAGAGGCCACUGCACGGGGCGGUUUGAUUGGGCGUAGGGAAGACGGAGGAGGAGGCGCUGCUGCUGGUAGCACUGCGCAGUGCUGUGUGAUGAGUCGAGGCUGGAGAGAAAGGGGGGGGGGUAAAGAAAUAAAAUGGGGGGGGGGGGUAGGUAGCAGCAGCAGAAAAGGUUGCGUUGAAGAAAUGAAAGCUGGUGUGCAUGUCUCCGUGUGUCGCUGUGUGUUCAGUGGGGCAAUGCUGUGUGGGCACUGGGUACAUGAUGGGUGGGCAGUAGUACAAUUCGUACGGCAUGUCGACGCCUCUAGGUCACAGUCCGGGCCCAGAGCACGCAGCAGGUUGCAGGGGUCGUUCCCGUUAUUAGGAUAUCUGGCCGUGGGCCCCUGGUUUGUUAUAUCGCAGGGCUGCGUGUUGCGCACAUUUGCACCCGGAGUGUGAAUUGGGCGUAUGCGUCGUCAUGUGCGUGGUUGCGUGUUGUCUUUUAUACUUAGCGCAGGCAGGUUGGGAAGGGACACAAGAGCGCGCUUUCGUUGCGAGCAGCGGCGCGUGCCGUUAGCAGCAGCAGCAGCAGAGGGGAUGCCGCAUGGAAGAGCUGGGAAGAGUGCAGUUUAGAUGCAGCUUGAAAGCGUGUCUUUUGCUGAUUUGUGGAAUGCUUGCCGCUGACAAGUAUAGAUUGAAUGCGGCAGGAACGCAGGAUUGAACCGCUCCGUAGUGCAUUCGGGCGAGGAAAGGCGGUUGCAUAUGUGGCCGGUGCCUCCGCAUUGUUCCCCUCAUGGGCGCUAGGAGAGGAGUGGCGGUGGUGGCGGUGUCUUGGCAUGCGGAUACCUUGGGUUGUCCCGGGCCGAACCCAAGAUGAGCUGUAGACAAGUCGAGAGGCACCCGGAAGGCUACUUGCUUCCUGGCUUUGUAACUGGGCAUCAUUUG
This is a messenger RNA of Astrephomene gubernaculifera, 3686 nucleotides long. Lineage: Eukaryota; Viridiplantae; Chlorophyta; Chlorophyceae; Chlamydomonadales; Astrephomenaceae. The record is from the annotation of a GenBank genome assembly.